AUGGUAAAGCCACUACCCAAAAAGUUCAAGAUGCCACAGCUAACAACUUAUUCUGGGAAGGGGGACCCUUAUGACCAUAUGCAAAACUCUGAGGCAGUGAUGCUUCUCCAUGGAUGGGAGGACGCAAUCAUGUGCAGAGCAUUUCCGCUUACUUUAACAGAGCAUGCACGCAUAUGGUUUAAUAAUCUGAAGGAAGGAUCAAUUUCAAACUUCAAUCAGUUGAGGAAGAAAUUUAUAGAUGGGUUCCUCAUUAAUGCUAGAAGAAAGAAGGACGCUUCGUAUCUUCUGACCAUUAAACAAGAAGAGAAAGAGAGCCUGAAAGACUAUGUUGAAAGAUUUUGUGCCGCUACCUUAGAAGUACAGGAUCUUCAAGCCACAGUGGUCGUAUCAGGAAUGCUUCAAAGGGCAAGGUCAAGAGAUUUUCAAAAAUCCCUUUCCCUAAAUCAACCCCUCACUCUUGGAGAUCUGUUCAGUCGAGCUAAUAAGUUUAUCCUUUCGGAAGAUGUUAUGAGGCACAUCAAUGCUGGAAAAAGAGAUAAGAAAAGAAAAGAUAGAGAUGAAACGAACGAUGAAGGGAGAAAGACUGGAAGAGGAAAUGAACACAGAUAA
Messenger RNA from Dioscorea cayenensis subsp. rotundata (Guinea yam), 609 nucleotides. RefSeq lists its product as uncharacterized. The record is from RefSeq and is a predicted model, not a curated record. The transcript has a single exon. The coding region runs from base 1 to 609 and encodes 202 amino acids. Lineage: Eukaryota; Viridiplantae; Streptophyta; Magnoliopsida; Dioscoreales; Dioscoreaceae.